This is a messenger RNA of Raphanus sativus (radish), 1004 nucleotides long. Its product is annotated as putative thioredoxin H10. Lineage: Eukaryota; Viridiplantae; Streptophyta; Magnoliopsida; Brassicales; Brassicaceae. The record is from RefSeq and is a predicted model, not a curated record. The coding region runs from base 438 to 905 and encodes 155 amino acids. The transcript is spliced from 4 exons.
UGCGACUAACAUAUAUCUAUGUUCUCUUUUUACAAAAUUAGCAAAUCAGUUAUUAUGGUUCAUCAAAACCACCUCCAUCGUCAAGAAGAUAUAGUUUUCCAUCCAAGAACCCAAAGAAAAAAAAAUCGUUUUCAUUGCUUUUAUCCAAUGUUCUUGUGAUUUGACUCCCUUCUUUUCUGAAUUCUUCAUGUUUUUCUUUCAAUCUUCUAUAAAAAUACCCAUAUUGUGUUCUUACAUCUCUUCCCUUCAGAAAUAAAAAGUUCUGAAUCCAAAAACACAAAUAAAUGUGACAUUUCUUCUGUUUUUCUUUUCUUGCAAUUGUUGUCAUAUUUAUUAAUAAGGGUUUUGAUUUUCGUGUGGUUUCAUCAAGAUUUUAUUUAGGGAGUGAAUGUUGAGCCAAUGACAAGCAAAUCUUGAUUUGGUUGUGUAGAGAGUUGAUGGGAAACCGUUGUGCAAGAACUUCUUGUUGUAGAAAGUUAUGGUCAUGUAUAUGCUGCUGCAGCAACAGCAACAACAACAAGGACGAGGCUCAAGCUAGAAGCCAACAUGGGACUAAAGGAAAGGUCCAUCCGGUAACCAAAAUCGAAAAAUGGGAAGAAAAGAUGACAGAAGCUAACAACAAUGGCAUGAUUCUUGUGGUGUACUUCAGCGCGCCGUGGUGUGUACCUUGUAAAAAGAUAGAACCAGAAUUCAGAAAACUUGCUUCUAGAUACCCUUCAAUGAUAUUUGUAACCAUUGAUGUCGAAGAACUCGCUGAGUUUAGUGAUGAAUGGAACGUUGAAGCUACACCAACUAUAGUGUUCCUUAAAGAUGGGAGACAAAUGGAUAAACUUGUUGGUGCUGAAACCUCAGAGCUUCAGAAGAAAACAGCUGCUGCUGCAGAUCUCUUACUCAAAAAACCAUAAACUCUAAACAAUAGAAGAGAAACAGAGUUAGGCUUUCUUCCAUUGUCUGUCAGAAAUUUGUUCAGAGGAAGUGAUUUCAAGAAGUUACUUGCGAAUGAA